UGAGCCAAGAUUGUGCCACUACCCUCUAGCCUGGGCAACAAAGUGAGACUCUGUCUCAAAACAAACAAAAAAAGACCCCCUUCGGCAGCAGUAGACGUGACAGUUAACCCACCUCGAGCACUCGGCCAUCGAUCUGCCUUCCUCCUGGACAGCAGACACUGGGCAACAUCAAGUGUGCAGUCCCUAAAAUACAUCAAAGCUGGGAUCACUUCCCCUCCUGGGUAGCUUGGGACCUCCAGUCCCUUUGGAAGAGUUGGUUCAUUUUCUUUUUAGGAGGCCUUCUUGAAUCUCUAGUCGUCGUCAGGCUUAGGUCACACUACCCAUGCACUGAUCAGCCCUGCCACGUGGGGGAGGCUCCAAAAAAUGAAGCGGUUCCAGGGGUGCCAAGGUUCAGAGCAGAGUCUUGAGAGCCUGAGGGGCAGGAGGAGGCAAAGGUCUCUGAGGACGAAGGGGUUUGGCCACAGUCCCGGAAGAUCUCAGGUCGUGGGGCUUCUGUGAGCGGGCACAUCCCCUGUGCCUGUGUGAUUGUGAGCUUGUGUGCUUGUGUGGUUGGGGGUCCUUCCUGGAGGAGGCAUCUAGGUUGAGGGCCCCAGGCCGGGAAUGGGGUGGGGCCUGUCGUCAAGGAAGGGACUCAGCCCUGGAGGUUUCUGUGAGAGCUCAAGCCACAGGAGCCACAAGAUAAGAGGAGUGUGGCUGCAGAACCCAGGUGGCAGGGCUUUCCUCAGGCCCCUUACUCCUGACCUGGACGAGGCCGGGGCUUCCUCAAGGAGGUAGGAGGUAUCCUGGCCAGCAGAUCAGCCAGAAGCUCUAGGAGGAAGGCUCUCUGACUGCCACCCCUGCCUGCCUGCCCGGCCCUGCACAACAUGCAGCCCUCCGGCCUCGAGGGUCCCGGCACGUUUGGUCGGUGGCCUCUGCUGAGUCUGCUGCUCCUGCUGCUGCUGCUCCAGCCUGUAACCUGUGCCUACACCACGCCAGGCCCCCCCAGAGCCCUCACCACGCUGGGCGCCCCCAGAGCCCACACCAUGCCGGGCACCUACGCUCCCUCGACCACACUCAGUAGUCCCAGCACCCAGGGCCUGCAAGAGCAGGCACGGGCCCUGAUGCGGGACUUCCCGCUCGUGGACGGCCACAACGACCUGCCCCUGGUCCUAAGGCAGGUUUACCAGAAAGGGCUACAGGAUGUUAACCUGCGCAAUUUCAGCUACGGCCAGACCAGCCUGGACAGGCUUAGAGAUGGCCUCGUGGGCGCCCAGUUCUGGUCAGCCUAUGUGCCAUGCCAGACCCAGGACCGGGAUGCCCUGCGCCUCACCCUGGAGCAGAUUGACCUCAUACGCCGCAUGUGUGCCUCCUAUUCUGAGCUGGAGCUUGUGACCUCGGCUAAAGCUCUGAACGACACUCAGAAAUUGGCCUGCCUCAUCGGUGUAGAGGGUGGCCACUCGCUGGACAAUAGCCUCUCCAUCUUACGUACCUUCUACAUGCUGGGAGUGCGCUACCUGACGCUCACCCACACCUGCAACACACCCUGGGCAGAGAGCUCCGCUAAGGGCGUCCACUCCUUCUACAACAACAUCAGCGGGCUGACUGACUUUGGUGAGAAGGUGGUGGCAGAAAUGAACCGCCUGGGCAUGAUGGUAGACUUAUCCCAUGUCUCAGAUGCUGUGGCACGGCGGGCCCUGGAAGUGUCACAGGCACCUGUGAUCUUCUCCCACUCGGCUGCCCGGGGUGUGUGCAACAGUGCUCGGAAUGUUCCUGAUGACAUCCUGCAGCUUCUGAAGAAGAACGGUGGCGUCGUGAUGGUGUCUUUGUCCAUGGGAGUAAUACAGUGCAACCCAUCAGCCAAUGUGUCCACUGUGGCAGAUCACUUCGACCACAUCAAGGCUGUCAUUGGAUCCAAGUUCAUCGGGAUUGGUGGAGAUUAUGAUGGGGCCGGCAAGGAAUCAGGUCUGAAACCCACUAGCUGGUGGCCACACAGAUUCCCUCAGGGGCUGGAAGACGUGUCCACAUACCCGGUCCUGAUAGAGGAGUUGCUGAGUCGUGGCUGGAGUGAGGAAGAGCUUCAGGGUGUCCUUCGUGGAAACCUGCUGCGGGUCUUCAGACAAGUGGAAAAGGUACAGGAAGAAAACAAAUGGCAAAGCCCCUUGGAGGACAAGUUCCCGGAUGAGCAGCUGAGCAGUUCCUGCCACUCCGACCUCUCACGUCUGCGUCAGAGACAGAGUCUGACUUCAGGCCAGGAACUCACUGAGAUUCCCAUACACUGGACAGCCAAGUUACCAGCCAAGUGGUCAGUCUCAGAGUCCUCCCCCCACAUGGCCCCAGUCCUUGCAGUUGUGGCCACCUUCCCAGUCCUUAUUCUGUGGCUCUGAUGACCCAGUUAGUCCUGCCAGAUGUCACUGUAGCAAGCCACAGACACCCCACAAAGUUCCCCUGUUGUGCAGGCACAAAUAUUUCCUGAAAUAAAUGUUUUGGACAUAGAAACAGA
This is a messenger RNA of Homo sapiens (human), 2479 nucleotides long. It is a transcript of the gene DPEP2, whose product is annotated as dipeptidase 2. The transcript has 11 exons. Gene Ontology annotation, cellular component: membrane. Gene Ontology annotation, biological process: proteolysis; leukotriene D4 catabolic process; leukotriene metabolic process. Gene Ontology annotation, molecular function: metallodipeptidase activity; exopeptidase activity; dipeptidase activity. The record is from RefSeq and is a predicted model, not a curated record. Bases 864 to 2363 code for a protein of 499 amino acids. Lineage: Eukaryota; Metazoa; Chordata; Mammalia; Primates; Hominidae.